This is a messenger RNA of Halteromyces radiatus, 870 nucleotides long. Its product is annotated as glucosamine-6-phosphate isomerase. Gene Ontology annotation, molecular function: identical protein binding; glucosamine-6-phosphate deaminase activity. Bases 1 to 870 code for a protein of 289 amino acids. The transcript is spliced from 5 exons. Gene Ontology annotation, biological process: D-glucosamine catabolic process; N-acetylneuraminate catabolic process; carbohydrate metabolic process. Lineage: Eukaryota; Fungi; Mucoromycota; Mucoromycetes; Mucorales; Cunninghamellaceae. Gene Ontology annotation, cellular component: cytoplasm. The record is from RefSeq and is a predicted model, not a curated record.
AUGAGACUAAUUAUUCGUGAAGACCAUACUGAAGUGAGCGAUUAUAUCGCCAACUAUAUCAAAGAACGUAUCAAUCAAUUUAAGCCUACUGAAGAACGACCAUUUGUAUUGGGAUUACCGACUGGAUCAUCACCUAUUGGAGUAUAUAAAAAACUAGUGGAAUUAUACAAGACUGGGGAAAUCAGUUUUAAACAUGUGGUGACAUUCAAUAUGGAUGAAUAUGUAGGAUUACCUCGAGAUCAUCCUGAAUCUUAUCAUUCUUUUAUGUGGAAAAAUUUAUUUAUGCAUGUGGAUAUCAAGCCUGAUAAUGUUCAUAUCUUGGAUGGUAAUGCUCCUGAUUUGGAUGAAGAAUGUAAAAAGUAUGAAGCUGAUAUUGCUGCUGUGGGUGGUAUUGAAUUGUUUUUGGGUGGUAUUGGUCCUGAUGGUCAUAUUGCUUUCAAUGAACCUGGUUCUUCUUUAACUUCUCGUACUCGUGUCAAGACACUCGCUUAUGAAACUAUUAUUGCCAAUGCUCGAUUCUUUGAUGGUGAUGUCAAUAAGGUACCCAAAUUAGCUUUGACUGUCGGUGUAGCUACUGUGAUGGAUGCCCGAGAAGUAGUAGUGAUCAUCACUGGUGCUCACAAGUCUAUUGCGUUAGCCAAAUGUAUUGAAGACGGAGUGAAUCAUAUGGGGACUGUCAGUUCUAUCCAACUUCAUCCCAAGGGGUUGAUUGUUUGUGAUGAAGAUUCGACCCUUGAACUUCAUGUCAAAACAGUGAAAUAUUUCAAAUCCAUUGAACAUGUUCAUCAAGUAUUGAUUGGUAGUGAAAAUCUUGGAUUACAAGGUAAACAAAUAAUAAUAUUAUAUGUAUAUUUAAAAAAAAAAAAAUAG